Molecule: messenger RNA, 3103 nt
Organism: Oncorhynchus keta (chum salmon)
Lineage: Eukaryota; Metazoa; Chordata; Actinopteri; Salmoniformes; Salmonidae
Exons: 5
Coding region: 90-1175 (361 amino acids)
Source: RefSeq, a predicted model, not a curated record
UCACCAUGCAGCCACGCCCAGUUUGUUCACCUGAUAAAUAACCAACACCAGUCCUUUUCCAAUUCUCAGGGUGUGCAAGGUGGACCAAUAUGGAGAAUAAUGGAUAUGCAAAAGAGAAAUUUGGCUUAACAGUAGACAAAGGUAAAAUAAAGAAAUAUUCUGCUGGUGAGUUGAAUGAAUAUUCUACUGUCAAAACCUUCUCAACCAAUAAAUGCUGUGAGUUAAUAACGAAAAUGAUACCAUCAGUUUUGGAUACUUUAAAAACUGUAACUCUUUAUCAAGAAAUUGAUUCUGACGAAAUACACAGUUAUACACAUAUAAAUCAACUAAAUACUACUAAUAAAACAAUUAUAGUUUAUAUUUCAAAUGUUGUUCUAAAGUUAGAUUUUAAAAAGAACAGUACGGCUAUAUUUGAGAUUUCGGAGAUUUCUAACGGGAUAGCAAAAGCAAAACUCAUUGAACACGUAACUUUUAAGUCACUCCAAGUCCUGACCGAAUAUCUUAAUUACAACUAUUGUACGGACCCAAAAAUUGAGCAGCCGAGGGUUGAUAAAUACAUUCUUGAAGAAAUUUGUCAUUUAGCAAUUUACCCCAAUGGGAAAAAUUCUUAUUAUGCUCAAAUGCUGCACGUUUUAAAAAAUGGAUCAAUUCACAGAAAUGGAGAAAAUCGUACAUACAUUGUAGCAGGACAGUUUAUUUGUUUAAUUGACAGGAGCGACCUGUAUAUUACACCUGUGUUCAGAAUGAAUCACUUUACUGAGGACGGCAACGUUAUUAAAGUGACUGACAUUAAUAUUCCCGAAAAAAACAUGUCGUAUCAGAAAUUAUGUAAUAAGUUUUCCAAGUCACAAAACUUCAGAGAAUCUCUCAUUUACUUCAUCAAUGGAGAUCAAGAAAACCUUUUUUAUUGCAUGCAUAAUAAAUAUCAUGCAACUGCUUUAGUGGCGGUGUUAAUCUCAGAGGUCAUGAGAAAUCCAAUUAUGUUGUUUAAUAACAUAAUUGGAAUUCAAAUUAAUACAUUACAUACAUUUAGUGAGUUCCUCCAGAUCUUGCCAUCUCUAGCUGGGGGAACUUGGAAGGGUCAAAAAACCUAUGGUCCUAAAUUUUUAAAAAGAAACCAAAAAUUUCUCAGCAAUGUGGAAUUCAGUGAUUUACCGUUACUUGAUUUGUAUUAAUAAACAAACUAGGCACAUUCAUACAAAUGGUUCAUUGGAUCAGUCUAAAACGUUGCACAUACACUGAUGCUAUAAAGUGGCCAAAAUCUAAAUUGCGCCUGGGCUGGAAAAAUACAUUAUGGCCUUUGUCUUGCAUUUUCAAAGAUGAUGGUACAAAAAAUAAUACAAAAGAACGGUUGUUUUUUUCUUUGUACAAUUGGCCCAGCGUUGUCCUGGUUUGGAUGGUGUAGGCUGUCAUUGUAAAUAAGAAUUUGUUCUUAACUGAAUGGUUCAGUUAAAAUUAAGCAAUUUAAAAUAAAUCUAAACCUAAGAAAUUUACAGAGCAAAGCAGUUAACACCUAACAACUGCUCCCUGGAUGGUAAAAAUUCAUAUUCAUUAUUCCCCAUGUUGCUCCACCUUCGCCCUCUGGAGGAGCCAGGUGGGGCCACAGAGCAGGCUCCUCCAUCUUCUCCUGCCAACUCUGUCAGUCCACCAGACCCCACAAUGCAGCCUCCACACCACUGCAGUAACAGUCAUAUCUUCACGUCACAAAGCUUCAGUACUAUCUGAAUGUGUUGAAGUACCAUCCAGCAUCCUGUGGCAACCUCAAUGUGAAUCAUGAUCACCACCGACCCGGGCUCCACAGAGGUAGCCUUGGCUCUGCACACGUUCAAGGACACAAGAUUUUGAAGGAUCCCAGUGAGCAAAAUUAAUGGCCUCCAGAGACCAGCACACAGAUGACUCUCUGCACACCAGACCGCAGGGACCGAUAAGAUGUGAUUAGAUCUUCAGCAAGAUGUGGACCUCGCCACAUCAUCUGAAGAUAAAGAAAAUAAAGGCCACAGAAGAUAAAGGCUAAUGGAUCUGACAGAGAUAUUUUGUUUGUUUGAUUUGAUUGGAUUUGUUUUGAUUUGAUGUAAUAUUCUACAUUAAAAAAGAGACAAAUAUACAAAAUAACUUAUUGAACCAAACACAAAACUGUUUUUCUAAUACAUGGAAUGAUGUGAUUGAUUAGUCAAGGAGGUACAAUACACACAACAAAUAUGAAUACAAGGAAAAACUCCAGUCAUUGAGUUAACCUCAAUAUGACCUUCAAUGGGAAAGUGUAGUAAAUCAUCAUUGAUUUAGUGCUAGAGUGUAUUCAGAAUAUGGUCAUUCUGACAUUCAUUAUAAAAUGCCUCAGAUAGGACCAAAAAAGUGUCUGGAGCUAUCCGUCAGGGUAUGAGUGACAACAGGUCCACAUGUCAAAAUGGGGGAAAUCUUAGCAAAUGGCUUAAUGGUUAUUCAUGAGAAUCAAGUGUGUGUGUGUGUGUGUGAGAGAGAGUGUGUGUUUGUGUGUGUGUGGAUGUGGUGUUGCGGUGUGCAUGCAGGCGUGUGUGCAUGUGUGUUUUCCUGUGAUAUAAUUGUUGUUUUCUUCAUCCAGUGUCUUCCAUGAAAUCACCUCAGCAUGUCACACCCUGUUUCCCCUAGAGUGCAGCGACAACAUACCUUCACACAGAAAGAGAAAGAAAGAGAAUGAGACAGAGAACUGGGAGAGAAAGGGGGAGAGAAGGGGUAGGAUAGAGGACGAGAACAAAUGAUUACCCCAGUUGAAAUAUUUCAUCAGCGAUUCCUGGCUACAUAUCCUGUGUGUGUGUGUGUGUGUGUGUGUGUGUGUGUGUGUGUGUGUGUGUGUGUGUGUGUGUGUGUGUGUGUGAGAGAGAGUGUGCUGGAGGGGGGUGUAGUGUAACAUAGCAUAUGCUACAGUUCAUGAUAUGUGCAUUAGUGCCGACUCUAUAAUUCAAACGCGGAGAUGCAAAGCAGAAGCCAUAACACUCAAACGUACACACAACACAUGUACCUAAGGGUGACAUAAUAUUUCCACAAUACCAAUCGUCAGCUUACAAAAUCACCUACUAUGCCUUUAUAUUAAGCUAUUUUGAAGCCAAAUAAAUUUGAUUUGAGAAUG